Molecule: messenger RNA, 1931 nt
Organism: Notolabrus celidotus (New Zealand spotty)
Lineage: Eukaryota; Metazoa; Chordata; Actinopteri; Labriformes; Labridae
Gene: cldn23a
Product: claudin 23a
Exons: 1
Coding region: 207-1031 (274 amino acids)
Biological process (GO): bicellular tight junction assembly; cell adhesion
Cellular component (GO): bicellular tight junction; plasma membrane
Molecular function (GO): structural molecule activity
Source: RefSeq, a predicted model, not a curated record
AGCGCACGGAGCGCCACACCUGUCCCAUUUGUGGACUAGAGGCAGACAGGUGAGGCCCCGCCCUCUGCCAGGUUUCAGUCAGACUUGUUUUUAAGGGCAGCUGUUGCUAUCAAAACUCUGGUACAGCUCUCUCAUUUACUACACUGAUCUCAGGAGAACGAACACACACACGACACACAACAACAACAACAACAGCAGCAGCAAUCAUGCCGCGAUCAACGCAGGAGUGGAUGCGGGCGUCACUCCGCACCCCGGGCAUCUUCAUCUUCGGGUUGGUCAUGGCUCCCUGUGGAUGGAUCCUGAACCUCACUUCCACAGUGGCCCCGAACUGGAGGACAAUCCACAACCUCUCUGGCAGGCCAGCUGAUGAGUUCCUCCAGCAAGGUAUUUGGGACAUCUGCAGGGCGACAUCAACUAACACGAGAGAGGAGUGCAACCUGCAGGACACAGCGUAUUUUGGCAACCAAAUCAUUGAGGUGGCACAGGGUCUGAUGGUGGCCUCCCUCAUCGUGACUCUGAUCGGGCUGGCAGUGGCGAUCCCUGGAAUCCGCUGCUGGAGAGACCGUCCCAACUGGGUCGUGGCUGGCCUGGGUGGUAUACUGAUCUUCCUUUCAGGCGUCAUGAUUAUCAUCCCCAUUGCCUGGUACACUCACAUCCUCGAAGAGAUCGCACCUCCGCCCAACACUACCGAUGUGCGCGUGGGCUACUGCAUCAUCCUGGGUUACAUCGGCGGGAUAUUCGAAAUCCUGGGUGGGUUCGUUAUGUUCAUCGGCAUCUGUCGUUGCUGCGGAGGCAAGAACCGAGGGGAGGUACGGGUCGAUGACGUCACAUCUGGCCGGUUCGGACGCCAGAAGCCACCGCCGAGACGAGUUGAAGUGCCGAGCCUGAACCGGGCCAGGAGCGCCGUCAGCAGCGUGCCAUACGCCAGGGACUCCUUGGAUGAUGAUGUGUCCUUCCCCCGGGCCAAGAGCCCCGCAGCCCGGUCAGCCAACACCCCAUACGCCGGUAGACCCUAUGAUGUUGACCUCUGAGGGGCACGUGACCCACAUCUGGAGACACAAGAGAAUGAGAGAAAAACAACAUUAAAUGGACAUUUGUAUCUGUGUAAAGGACUGAAAGUCUACAACUUUAUAAAGAAGCCUUGGUAAUUAUGCUAAGACUUUAUAACAUACUGUCCUAUGUAAAUCUGCCAUUUUUUUAGUAUUACAGUAAGGAUACUAGAACCAUAAAGUACUUUAAGAUACCAUGCAGUCAUUGUUACCUGAUGUAGGAUUAUGAGAGGCCUUAAAUAUAUAUUGCUUGAAUAUUCCAGGGGCACAAAGUCUCUGAAGUGGAGCAGAAUCAUAAAAAAAUCUCUUCACUUUGAGUAUUGCAGUGUUUUGUAAUGAGAGCAGUGAUACUUGCACACACUUGAAGUGUUAGGUGAUGUAUGAGUGACAGAACUGCGGAUGAAAUUCAUUAAAAUUAUCAUACAUCAUUAUAAUCUAUUACAGAUGUCUGCCUGCUGUAGGAGAGUUAUUACCAAAUGGAUUAGAUUAAAAUCAUAGUGUAAGAAAAUGAGAGAAGACUUUAAAGUGACAAAUCUUGUAUUAGAAGAAGAAGAAGAAGAAGAAGAAGAAGAAGAAGAAGAAGGGUACUUUAUUAAGAAGAAUGAAGAAGUAUGAUGUGAAGUUGAAGUUUACUAUGGCUGUCUUAGAUUCUGCAAAUGAUGCUGAACUUUGUAAAUAAUCCCCAUUAUUGAAGAAGCUGUAUGCAAUGUAUUGUGUAUAAGGGCUUAUGCAUGAACAUCUUAUGUUUCCCAGUCUUUGUAAAUACUGUAUUCUUAUGCACUUUACUUUCCCAUCCUUGUCACAAUAGCCCUCUUAAAAAAAGCCCCCUGAGUUGGACUAUUUUUUUCUAAGUGCUUUGUGAUACAGCUGCUGUCUAUUAAA